GUUUCCCAAGGGGUGCAAGUGCACCUCCCUGCCGGCGCCCAUGUCACCAACAUUUGAAAUACUAAAACGUUCUCUAAAAACGCAGCAUCUGCAAGAAUUAUGCCGAUCGGUUCACUAGUUUUCGCAGUAUAACCGAAAGAAUAAACCUGCCAUACGUUUAAUAGUGUAAUAUAGAUUCUUGAUAGAGGCUCUGACGUCACAGAAAACCCCGUGCAUAAUGGCUUGUUUAAAUAGUCGUGCAAACCCAAUACCUUCAAUGUUAUUAAAAUACUAUUACUAAUUGUAUGUGCUACCUAUUGAUAAGUUUGAAGUCGGUGCCAAGCCCUAAACAAAAUAAAAGUUCAGUUUCCAUUCUCGAUAAUUCAUUCUAAAUGUACCAUCUGUGUGUACCGGAAAUAGUUAUAAAUUAUGAAAACAAAAACAAAUGUGUGAUUGUCCUAAAAUUAGUGAGUUUCAUUUUCGAGGUCGUGUUUGUUAAUUGUUUACUGAUAAGUUAGGAUAAACAGACUGUACAUAGCUAAUAGCUAUUAAUUUAUUAAUCUAAUAGCGAAUAAUUAAAUAACAUGCUUAUAUCUUAUUACUUCAUGAAUAAGAAUGAUAUUCAUGUGGUAUUGUAUUGGAUCAACACCUUGUUGACACGGUUGUCACUUAUAGAUAAAACAAGCUACAAAAGUAAAUAGUACAAUGGAAAAUAAUAUAUUUAAUGUUCUUAUUGGAGUUACCGGUAGUGUCGCUGCCAUAAAAAUACCUAUAUUGGAAGAGACUAUAGAAGAAUUAAAUAAGUCAAAUAAAAAUUAUCAGAUUAAGCUACAUAUAAUUACCACAGAACAUGCUAAGCAUUUCUUUGAUAUUAAUCGCCUAAAAUGUGAUACUUAUGAAGAUGCUGUAGAAUGGAGUACUUGGAGGAAAUUAGGAGAUUCAGUAAUGCAUAUUGAGUUGGGGAAACUAGCUGACUUGAUGGUUAUAGCACCAUUGGAUGCCAACACUCUUGCAAAAAUUUCUGUUGGAAUUUGUGAUAACAUACUUACAAGUACACUACGAGCAUGGGAUCUGAAAAAACCAGUACUAUUCUGUCCUGCAAUGAACACUAGGAUGUGGGAGCACCCUGUGACCUCAAUACAAAUUGGUGUCCUGAAGGGAUGGGGCUAUGAAGAGAUUCCACCAAUCAGUAAGACCCUGGCUUGUGGAGAUACAGGUGUAGGUGCUAUGGCAGAGGUUCACACAAUAGUUGAGAGAAUUAAAUUAAUUGCUGAUAAAAAGUUUUCAUGUAUAAAAUUAAUUUGAAAAAUUUAUAAAACAA
Messenger RNA from Leptidea sinapis, 1300 nucleotides. RefSeq names its product phosphopantothenoylcysteine decarboxylase (gene Ppcdc). NCBI's taxonomy places the organism in Eukaryota, Metazoa, Arthropoda, Insecta, Lepidoptera, Pieridae. Gene Ontology annotation, cellular component: phosphopantothenoylcysteine decarboxylase complex. Gene Ontology annotation, molecular function: phosphopantothenoylcysteine decarboxylase activity; FMN binding. The transcript is spliced from 3 exons. Bases 685 to 1284 code for a protein of 199 amino acids. The record is from RefSeq and is a predicted model, not a curated record. Gene Ontology annotation, biological process: coenzyme A biosynthetic process.